Messenger RNA from Thalassophryne amazonica, 1422 nucleotides. RefSeq names its product guanine nucleotide binding protein (G protein), beta polypeptide 1-like (gene gnb1l). The record is from RefSeq and is a predicted model, not a curated record. The transcript has 7 exons. The coding region runs from base 135 to 1121 and encodes 328 amino acids. Gene Ontology annotation, molecular function: protein binding. NCBI's taxonomy places the organism in Eukaryota, Metazoa, Chordata, Actinopteri, Batrachoidiformes, Batrachoididae.
AGCUGAGUGUCGCAUGGUUUGUUUCUUUGCUAAGUUGCUUGAUAGCUGCUGUCAAAGCUGCUCUCUCACUGAAACGAUGAGGAUGCAGGUUUUUGGCUUCAUUUGCACCCAUGUAAUGGUUGCAUGAUCCAGCAAUGUCCCGUCCUGCUCCACCCCCCAUUUAUACCCUUAGGGGUGCUGGAGGGCCCCUUAACACUCUUCACUUUAACUGCCAUGUAGGGGACAGUCCCCUUCUAUUUUCUGGGUCAGGGAAAGGUGCCAUCCACAUCUGGAGCCUGACAACCAGAAGGACUGAGAAGGUUUUAGAAGGUCAUUCUGGCAGCUCUGUCAUCUGGGUCAGCACACGGCCAUCUGCUGAUGUCCUUGUCAGUCAGGGACGGGACAUGCAGGUUUGUCUGUGGGAUCUGAGUGAAGGGCGUAGCGAGGUGUCUGACUUUGUGUGGACCGGCAGUGUUGGAUUCUGUCAGUGUUCCAUGAUGGAGCUUAAUUCUGGAAGCUGUCUGCUGGCCUGUGCUGGACAACAGACAGAGGAGAUCAAGAUUAUUGAGCUGCCCAGUAAGACCAAAGUCUGCACAUUAGCACCAGAUGCUAAGUUGGGGAUGGUCAUGUGCCUCAAACUGUGGCAGCCAGAUGCAGGAUCUGGACCUCUCCUGUUUGCUGGGUAUGAAGACGGAUCCUUGCUGCUUUGGGACGUAGCACAGAGGUCCAAGUUGAGCCAGAUCACUGCCCACCCCGAACCUGUCAUGUGCAUGACCUUUGACACCAAGCGUCUGAGGGGUGUAUCCGGUUCCUCUGACAAGAACCUCUCCACUUGGAUGCUGGAUAGACAGAACAACCUGCAGAUCCAGGACUGUGUAACACUGGUCAACCCUGGAGUAUCCCAGCUGUGUAUCAGAGAGGACAGUAAGCUUCUGGCGUUAGCAGGCUGGGACCACCGGGUGCGGGUAUUUGGCUGGAAGAAACUGCAGCCCCUGGCAGUCCUGCAGUACCACACAGACAUGGUGCUAAGUGUGGCUUUCUCUGACCACCAAGACCCAAGACAAAGGCUGCUGGCUUCUGGAUCCAAGGACCAGCGCAUCAGCCUGUGGUCCAUCUACAGUGAGGGAACCAAUACUGGUUAAGACUGAGCUCAGAGAGCAGGUUUGACUUUUCGUCAUCGCUUCAUAAAACGUCACCUGCAGCAAUGUGGGUGUGGACAGAACUGAAAAGAAUAACAUUUUGCACUGAUCUGGUUAUUAGAGAUUUUAAAAGAAAAUCUAUUGCAUAUUGUAAUAGCAGCAUUCAUUGAUGAUAUGAAGUCAGUCUGACAAAUAAAAAUGUUGAGUCAACAACUUUUUCAAGUUCAACCAGAAUCCUAAUUGGAUUUAGAUUUGGAUUUUGAUUCAUCCACUCAAGGAUGUUAAUAGUGUGUAAUAAUAAUAA